CACUAGUGAAAGUAUGGAGAAUGUGGUCCAACGUUUUCCAUGUGUGGGCCGCUCUCAGCACUUCGUCUGCAACAACCGAAAGAGAAACAACAUCAAAAAGUGGUUGCCUCUCUCUGCUUGUUUGGCUUGUCUCUUAUUUGGGAUCAAGAGGAUAUGGUUCACCAGCGCCAUCUAUGAAGAAGAGGCGAAACUAGUAGAGAUGAAAUAUAAUAUAGAAAAGGACUUCGAAAGACUUCUGUAUUACGUGCAGCAUCCAAAAACCCUGUGUUACACAGCUUUAUCCCUUGGCGGCAGUAAAGACGCCACAAACAGAACGGAUGGCGACAAAAUUAUCUGCCAAGACCAAGCCCCGCCUCUUAGACCACCUUGCCUUGUAUAUUCUUUUGGAGGCAAUGACGAGUGGUCCUUCGAAGAAGAGAUCGUCAACUUCGGAUGUGAAGUGUACACUUUCGACCCGAGUCUAAAGAUGGGCCCCCAUCAGCACAAACAUAACAUCUGGUUCUAUCCGUUCGGAAUCUCUCAUUUUAAUGAAGACAAAUUCAUCCACAAGGAAAUGAAAACUUGGCGAAUGCGAACAUUCGACGCCAUCAUCGAUUUCUUGGGCCACCAAAGCAAGACAAUAGAUGUCCUGAAGCUGGACAUUGAAGGCGAUGAAUGGAAUGUCAUCGAAGAUAUUCUCGAAAAAGGGUUAUUCAAAAAAAUUAAUCAUCUUUGCGUCGAAGUUCAUCUGCAUUCAGGAGAUUGGUCCAGAAAACUGAGCAUCUUAAGGAAACUUGAAGAUGAUGGUCAGAUGAGGUUCUUCAGCUCGAGAAAAAAUGUGGUGACCAAACCAAAGACAGUUCCGGGUCUUAAGAACAGGACAGAACAACUUUUCUACGAACUUGCCUGGUACAGAGACUCAUAACCUUACCCGUUCAAGCAACUUGGGUUGUUUAAAAAAAUACAUAUAUAUAUAUAGUAUAUAUAUAUGAAGACUAACUACUCCCAAAGGUAAUAGGAAUCUUUGGAAAAGAAGGUUACGCAAAACAUACUUCAAAAUGAUCAAAAGACCUCAUAAAUACGGUACUUGAUUUACGAGGGUCACUCUGAAAUUUUUGAGAUACACAUAGGUUUUUUAAAAUUACUUACGGAAUUUUAUGAAUUUCCAGGGUAGUCUCCUCCAGCAUUAAUGUACUUCUGUAGGCGAAUUUUCAAAAGAUUAAAUGUCUCAAGCCAUUUAUUUCUUGGAAUCGAUGGAAAAAAUGCAUUCAUAGUCUCAUUUUCAGAAUGAAAAGGACGUGCAAGCGAGUUCUUUAUUAGAUGUCUAGAUAGAGUGAAUAGGGUGGAUGUUCUAUCAGUUUGAUGUGUUUUUGUUCAAGAAACUCUACUGCCAAUCUUGCUGAAUGAGGAGAUGCAUUGUCAUGGUGGAGCAUCAGUCCUUUAACAUAACAUUCUUGAAGAAUUUCUGGAAGACCAAUUAUCUGGUGUACCAAUUAUCCUUGAGUGUCUACAGUGCUUCCAGCUUGAUGGCUUUGGCCAAUCCUGUACUUCUGAAGAAAACUGCAUACAUUACUUUUCUUCAUGGCACAUUAUUUUUUUUUUUUUCACUAUGGGUGUGGGAUCAUUUUCAAAGACCCAUACUUCACUUUCUUGACGUGUUGGAACGUCAAAAAAUGGUAUGUAGUUUUCAUAACCAGUUACGAUUUUAGAAAUAAUGCGAUGGUCACCAUCUUGAAGUAAUUUAAGAAUUUCUUUACUGAUUCUGACACGUUCAUCUUUUUGGUGCUCAGUUAAAUCACGAGGGACUCAACGGCAAACUAUUUUUUUCAUAUGCAAUUCUUCAUAAAUAAUGGUGGUGGAUUCAGUGUUAAGUUCCUUCUGUAUCAUUUGGUAAGUGAAUGAUCAUCAUCGAUUAACAUUUUCCGUAUAAAAUACAAAUUAUCCGGGAUUACUGCUGAGUUCUUCAUCCUGAAAGGAAUUGCGACCUCUAUUAAAUUCUGUAAGCCAUCUAAAUACAAUAACACGAGAUGGAUCUUCAUUUCUAAAUGUUAUUUGUAGACAUUGAAUGCAUUUUCCCCCCUUUAAUGCUAUAAAAAAAUCAUAACAUGAUAAUGUUCUCAUUUCAACUCCAAUUUUCCUUUUGCCUAAAAUUUAUUCGACGCUAAACUACUUGCAAUUGUCAGUAAAAAAAA
This is a messenger RNA of Argiope bruennichi, 2171 nucleotides long. Its product is annotated as probable methyltransferase-like protein 24. The record is from RefSeq and is a predicted model, not a curated record. Bases 14 to 904 code for a protein of 296 amino acids. NCBI's taxonomy places the organism in Eukaryota, Metazoa, Arthropoda, Arachnida, Araneae, Araneidae. The transcript has 5 exons.